AUGACUGCCGAUAUGGAGAGCCAAGGCGAAUAUGAUGAGAGUGGGCUUCCUGGCCCUGGUGCCCCGACCCCGCUCUCUGCGCUUGAGGGAAUUGCAGGAUUGACUGCGAGGGACAUCAAGCUGUUUGUUGAUGCUGGAUUUUAUACUGUCGAAUCGGUUGCCUACACACCAAAACGCGUACUAGAGCAAAUAAAGGGGAUUUCAGAGCAGAAGGCUACCAAGGUGCUAGUGGAAGCUGCGAAACUGGUACCUAUGGGUUUUACGACUGCGACAGAGAUGCACCAGCGACGAAGUGAACUCAUCUCCAUAACGACAGGAUCUAAGCAACUAGACACCCUGCUCGGCGGCGGUAUCGAAACAGGCUCAAUUACCGAGCUCUUCGGAGAAUUUAGAACAGGCAAGAGUCAAAUUUGCCAUACACUUGCGGUGACUUGCCAACUGCCUUUUGACAUGGGUGGUGGCGAGGGCAAGUGUCUCUACAUUGACACCGAGGGAACAUUCCGACCGGUCCGCUUGCUUGCGGUAGCCCAGCGGUUCGGACUUGUCGGGGAGGAAGUCCUGGAUAAUGUCGCCUAUGCACGAGCCUACAACUCGGAUCAUCAGCUGCAACUACUGAACCAAGCAUCCCAAAUGAUGUGUGAGACUCGCUUCUCGCUUCUCAUUGUGGACUCCGCAACUGCGUUAUACCGAACUGAUUUCAAUGGCCGUGGAGAGCUGUCCUCUCGACAGACCCAUCUGGCUAAAUUUCUGCGCACGCUACAGCGUCUCGCGGAUGAAUUUGGCAUUGCAGUUGUCAUCACAAACCAAGUGGUUGCCCAGGUUGACGGUGGCCCGAGUGCAAUGUUCAAUCCUGACCCCAAGAAACCGAUUGGAGGCAAUAUCAUUGCCCAUGCCAGUACUACGCGACUCAGUUUGAAGAAGGGCCGAGGCGAGACUCGUAUUUGCAAGAUUUUCGACAGUCCCUGCCUGCCAGAAAGUGAUUGCCUGUUUGCCAUUAAUGAGGAUGGCAUCGGUGACCCCAAGGAGAAGGACCUGGAGAAUGACUAA
Penicillium macrosclerotiorum is the source of this 1047-nucleotide messenger RNA. RefSeq names its product recombinase RAD51. NCBI's taxonomy places the organism in Eukaryota, Fungi, Ascomycota, Eurotiomycetes, Eurotiales, Aspergillaceae. Gene Ontology annotation, cellular component: condensed nuclear chromosome. Gene Ontology annotation, molecular function: double-stranded DNA binding; ATP hydrolysis activity; ATP binding. Gene Ontology annotation, biological process: chromosome organization involved in meiotic cell cycle; reciprocal meiotic recombination; mitotic recombination. The transcript has 4 exons. The coding region runs from base 1 to 1047 and encodes 348 amino acids. The record is from RefSeq and is a predicted model, not a curated record.